GUCUAAACGUUUACGCAAGAAGUCUAACGUGAGGUCUCUGCUCGUGUGUGCAAGACAACUGUUGAAAUUUUCAAACUUUUAGAAUAUAUUCCGAGCGAAUAUUUCAGUGAAGUGAGAAUGUCACUGAACAAAUCAAUGCACCCACGGAACCGCUACAAAGACAAGCCUCCGGAUUUUGCCUACUUGGCCUCCAAGUAUCCAGACUUCGAGCAGCAUGUCCACACCAACCUGGCAGGCAGAGCUAUGCUGAACUUCAAGGAGCCAGAGGCGGUGCGAGCCCUGACCUGUACCCUGCUGAAGGAAGACUUUGGGCUGACCAUAGACAUCCCUCUGGAGCGUCUCAUCCCCACUGUGCCUCUCAGACUCAACUACAUCCACUGGGUGGAGGACCUGAUCGGAGGCCAGGGGGAACCACGCAGGGGCAUCGAUAUCGGUACUGGAGCGUCCUGUAUCUACCCCCUGUUGGGAGCCUCUAUGAAUGGCUGGCAUUACCUGGCUACUGAGGUAGAUGACAUCUGCUUUGACUAUGCCACCAGGAACGUAGAGCAAAACAACCUCUCGGAUCUCAUCAAAGUCGUGAAAGUUCCCCAGAAGACCCUGUUAAUGGACGCUCUAAAGGAGGAGUCAGCCAUCGUCUAUGACUUCUGCAUGUGUAACCCUCCCUUCUUCGCCAACCAACUAGAGGCUAAGGGGGUAAAUUCCAGGAACUCUCGUCGUCCUCCCCCCAGCUCAGUGAACACAGGUGGGGUGACGGAGAUCAUGGCUGAGGGAGGAGAGCUGGAGUUUGUCAAGAGGAUCAUCCACGACAGCCUGCAGCUCAAGACACGCCUGCGGUGGUACAGUUGCAUGCUGGGAAAGAAGUGUAGCCUGGCACCUUUGAAGGAGGAACUGAGAAAACAAGGGGUACCCAAAGUGACCCACACAGAGUUCUGCCAGGGACGGACCAUGCGCUGGGCUCUGGCCUGGAGUUUCUAUGAUGACGUUACUGUUCCGUCUCCACCCAGUAAGAAGAGGAAGCUGGAGAAGUCUCGUAAGCCACUGACCUUCAUGCUGCUUCAGCCCACAGUGAAGGAGCUGCAGUCCCAGGCCUCCUCUAUAGGCUGUCCCUCCAACCCCAGGCCUGUAGAGACCAUCACUGCCUGGCUGGAGAAGACACUCAGUGACCUGAAGGUGCUGUACAAGCGUGUCCCGUGUGGGAGGAAAGAGCAGAGUCUGUUCCUGACUGUUGUGGAGAACACCUGGAUCCACGGGAGACAGAGACGCAGAGACCAGGGCCGACACCUCAGAGAGCUACCCAGAGCGCCCCCCAGUGGUAUUUCCACCACCCCUUCCUCAGUCACAGCCCAGCACCACUCCUCUACACACAUUCCGGAUAGCUCACACUCAGAGUCACACACUCCCACGGCAGCACAAGGGCCAAGCAGUGUUCCACAGUCAGGGACCAACCGGGCCAAAUCUCAACGGGCCAGCGGACAGGAAGUCCAAAGCCAGGAGGAGGAAACCAGCUGUGUCCCAGUCAAGAACAGUGGGACAGAGGAGAAUGUCAUCAUGGAGUCUUCUCCCUCUAUAACACCCAAUACCAUACUGGCACAGACAGCACUACCCACCACAACACAGAAACAGGAAGCCAUAAUCACAGAGGAAGUACCUACCGAAAUACAGGAACAGGAAGUCGAUGCCACUGGACAGGAAAUGAUGCAGCCACAGAGCCCUGGCGCUGUCCAACACUUCCUGUUUAAGUGCUUGGUGAACGUGAAGGCUGAGGAGCAGGAUGUUGCUGUGGAGAUCCACUGGGUGGAAGGCCAAAACAAGGACCUGAUGAACCAACUGUGUACCUACCUGAAGAACACUCUGUUUAGAGUGGUGGCCAAGCCACUGGGGACAUAAUGGAACAUAGUUAACCUGUAGUACUGGGUCAUGUUCAUUAAGCAGAAAAUGGUAGACGGGAACUUAACUUACCAGUUGUCCUAUAUUCUAUUUGUGACCCGUUUGUAGCAGGUAGUGUAAAAUGUACUUUGCUGGUUCAUUAGUUUCACCUUAGUCUCCUUGUCAAGGUUAUAAUGAGCAGUGACUAUUUUAGUUAAUUCAAGUUUGAUAAAUUACAUUUAGAAAUGUUUUUUAGUAACAUGUAAUGUCUAUUUCCAUGUUCAGUUAGUGUUUUACAAACAGCUGGUUUAUUUCCAGAGACAUUAAAUUUGAGGAAGCCGUUUCCAUAAACUACA
Molecule: messenger RNA, 2222 nt
Organism: Oncorhynchus masou masou (cherry salmon)
Lineage: Eukaryota; Metazoa; Chordata; Actinopteri; Salmoniformes; Salmonidae
Product: RNA N6-adenosine-methyltransferase mettl16-like
Exons: 10
Coding region: 118-1887 (589 amino acids)
Biological process (GO): rRNA base methylation
Cellular component (GO): nucleus
Molecular function (GO): 23S rRNA (adenine(1618)-N(6))-methyltransferase activity
Source: RefSeq, a predicted model, not a curated record